This is a messenger RNA of Caenorhabditis elegans, 843 nucleotides long. RefSeq names its product C2H2-type domain-containing protein (gene R144.3). Lineage: Eukaryota; Metazoa; Nematoda; Chromadorea; Rhabditida; Rhabditidae. The record is from RefSeq and is marked reviewed. The coding region runs from base 59 to 739 and encodes 226 amino acids. The transcript has 6 exons.
AAAAAUCCAGAAAUACUUCCCGAUUGUAUAAAAGCCAUUAAAAUGUAAUCAACUUCAGAUGAAAUCUUCAUCGUCUUGGAAAAAUCGGCCAUCCUCGUCUUCUUAUAGGAAUCCUAAAUUUUUCGGAGCGAAUCCCUAUCAAGUAUCCGAUUUGGGUGCAUGUCAAAGUUACGGUAACCAAUCGCACCAACCUACUGUGUACGAUGUAACUUACAUUGAAAAUCUGCGAAAACGAUUCAACAGUCAACAGGAUGAGCGGAGAAGUGUCAGAAAUAAUGAAAAAUUGGGAAGCGAGACACGGCAUAUUCACAGAAGACUAAAAGAAAAUACUCAGCCAUGUGAUCUGAGUACUCUCACCUGUCUUGUCGGAUGCUGUGGAAGAUCAUUCGAACGAAUCGAGGUGCUAGCAUUCCACGUGUCAUAUGCUCAUCAAGAUGUAAUGUCUGCUGAAUCAAACAAUUUGACAUGCUUGUUGUGUGGAAAGAAAUGGACGACCGUUCGAAGAAAAAUAAUGCACCUUUCACUUGCACAUCGAGAAAUCGGCGAAGAGCAUAACAGUCAGUGUAUGCUUCAAGUGGAAUCGGUUAUUGCUCCAAAUGCACCAAAGGCUCGGAGAUUGGUAAAGGCUAGGAUGGCUUAUGAUGAUAAUAGACCGCCUGGUGACCCUAAAUAUGAUGGAUUGGAUCCCUUCUUGGAAAGUGAUAAUCCCGAAGAUGAUGAAUAUACUUAUGACACUUGACGUUGUUAAUUUUCAUGAAAAAUCCUAAUAAACGGGUAAAUUCUGAUGAUUUUUUCCCUGAUUUCAAUUGAUCCCUUACAAUCGUAUAAAUCGAGCCACUAAAU